Molecule: messenger RNA, 2667 nt
Organism: Oikopleura dioica
Lineage: Eukaryota; Metazoa; Chordata; Appendicularia; Copelata; Oikopleuridae
Source: the annotation of a GenBank genome assembly
AUGAAUUCGAAAUCGCAGCCAGACUACUACGCAGCUCUUGGGGUGACCCAGGCAGCGACGGAAAAAGAUAUCGUCAAGGCUUACAGAAAACUUGCAAAGGAGAAGCAUCCAGAUAAAAAUCCGAAUGAUCCAAAGGCGAAGGAGAACUUUAUCAAACUCAAGGAAGCGUUUGACUUUCUGAAGGACCAAGGGAAGAGGACAGAAUACGAUAAUCAGCGUGUUCAAGCGGAGAGGGACAGGCAAAGAUAUGCUGCUUUUUCGGCACAGUACAAUCAUAUGGCGGGUCCUAAAGGAGUGAACCAAGCUCGUGCAGACGAGGAAGAAUGGGACGCUCUAAAUCGAGGCGAAGCUUACUACACUCAAUGGAUUAAAAACAAAUUCGCCGCCCGUCAAACUGCCCAAGAUGUCUCCAGGAAAAAGCGAGCCCAAAAGUACCGCGAAGAUCUCCUAAACGACUGGAAGGGCGAUCAACGGGCGAAAUAUCAACGAACAAUGGCAAAGUUGAAACUCAUGGUGGACCCAAGCUUUAAAAUGAGCAUCGGAAACUUGCGGAGUCUUCUGUGGGCGCUGAACAUUCAGGCUCCGCCAAAUGCGCCACCAGGCGUUUUUAUUGCCGAGUUUCAAGAUUCCAAGACGGCGUUGGUUGCUGAAAAGCGUUGCAAGCAGUUCAAGCCGAUGCCGAUUCGCGUUCAGUGGAUCACAAAGCGGCCUCAAACUGAGUUUGCUCCGCCUAGCUCUUACUAUGACGGCGACGAAAGAAAGAAGAAAAAUCAGCCAAAGUUCGAUCCAAAUCUGGAGCCCGAGCCGGAUAUCGGAUUUGGCGUUGGGAAGAAACCAUCAUUUGUUGACGAUGAGGUUAUCAUCAUCAAUGACAUGGGAACUUCUUUCGGUACGACCAAGAAUCCAAUCGUUAUCGAUGACGAUGAACCGAGGGGACCUAAUUUUGGUCCACAGCCACGCUCAAAGUCACCUCAUGCCGAUGAAACUAUUGAAAUCGAUGAUGAUGGCCCAAAAACAUCUUCAAAGGGGGACUUUGCGGAGGACGAUGAAGACCUCGUCCGGAUGUUCCGCGCUCAGAGUGCUAAAAAGAAGGAGGCCAAGAAGCCAAAAGAGCGUCCACAAGAAACAUACCAACCGAAGUUCCCUGCUGGUAAAACCUGGGAAGCUCAAGCACCAAACCCCGCGCCAUCGAAACCUGCCAUGAGCAGCGCUCAACAAUCAAAUGAAGAGAUCAAGAGGAAAUUCCGCGAACAACUCAAAGCCAAAAGAGCGCAAAAAGAAGCUGGAAAUACUCCUCAGCCUCCUCAAAAUACAACUUACACGCCGACAAAAAGCCACGAAGACAUUUUUCGAGAAGAAAUGCUCAAAGCGCAAAAUAAUGCCUUCGGAAAGAAGAAAAAACCUAUUCCAACUUAUCCUCCAUCGCCGGAGAGAACUUCCGCCCGAAAACGCCCAGCUAGCCCAAUUGAUAAACGCGCACAAAAUGAAAAACUCUUUGACACGCUAAUUUAUGAACCUUCGUCAUCUAAAAAAUCAUCCACGCAUAAAAAAUCAUCAAAUGCAAUCGAUCCAAAAUUUGAAGCAGAACUAAAACGACUGAAAGAGAAAAAAGCGAAAGAAAAAGAAGAUCGUGAGCGAGCGGAAAAACUUGCAAAAGAGGCUGAAGAAGAGAAAAAGGCGAGAAACGCGCAACUUUUUGAGGACCAGUUGAGAAAAUCAUCGGAAAAGGAGACCUCUAAAUCUUCAAGAACGGAAGUCCGUGAAGAUUUCGCUGAAGAACUUAAACGGCUCAAGGAGAAAAAAGCUCGCGAAAAAGCGAUAAAAGAGAAAGCCGCAAAAAUAGCUGCGAUGGUACACGAGAUUUCUAGCGAAAGCUCCUCCAAAGACGACGAUGAAGAAGACGAUGAUGAGGAUUCUGAAGAUGAAGUUGUUGAUCUGACGAAAUCCUCCAGAGAGCUUCUAAUCGAGCAACUUAAGCGUAAAAAAGCCCUGGCCAUGGCUCGAGCACGAGCAGAAGAAAAACUGAAGCAAGAGAAAAAACGUGUCCAUCUUGAAAAUCUCGCCGGCUAUGAUGAUAAUAAAACGCUUGAUAAAUCUGAUACAAAGCUAUUAUUCAGUCAAAAGUGGCUUUGCACUCGAUCUGUCAACACCCGAUUCUUGAGCUCAAGCUCUCAGCUCACCAGCAAGAUCCAGUACAACGUCGCCAAGCCCCAAAAUGACAUCAAGUCUGCCCAGGCUCAGGUUGACGACUGGCUCGCUACCAACAAGAAACUCGGUCGACCCAUGUCCCCUCAUCUCACGAUCUACAGCUGGUCGAUUCCAAUGACCAUGUCGGCCCUCAACCGAAUCUUUGCCUUUGCCCUCGUUGGUGCUUUCCUUCUUCUUCCAAUUUUGGACAUCUUUAGCUCUGGCUCGCUCGCAUCUGACAUCGCCACCUUCGGCGCUGAGGCCCGAGCUAAUGGAAACGGUUUCGGCAUCUUCGCCCUCAAGAUGGGCCUCCUCUUCCCACUUUGGUUCCACAUCCUCCUCGGCUUCCGACAUUGGUCCUGGGACAUCUUCGCCGUUGGCAUCAGGAAUGUCGGCGUCCUCUACCAGACCGGUUACGCCGCCAUCGGCCUCGCUGUUGUCCUCACCCUCGGCAUGGCUGCUUACAGCAAGGCUGAGUAA